AUGCUCACCCCGGUGCCCUACUGCCCCCCAGAAGGCAGGACCCAAAACCAUGGCCACUCAGUCUGCAGCACAUGGGGGGACGGCCACUACAAGACCUUUGACGGUGACGUCUACCAGUUCCGUGGCCUCUGUGACUAUAACUUUGCCUCCGACUGCCGUGACUCCUACAAGGAGUUUGCCGUGCACCUGAAGCGCAGCCUGAACAACGGCAGCAGCCAGCCUGAUCUCGAGUACAUCCUGCUGACCAUCAAGGAUGACACUGUCUACCUGACGAAGCAGCUGGUCGUGGUGAACGGGGCCCUGGUCAGCACCCCGCACUAUAGCUCCGGGCUGCUCAUCCAGAAGAAUGAGGCUUACACCAAGGUCUACUCCCGUGUUGGCCUCUCACUCAUAUGGAACCGCGAGGACUCGCUCAUGCUAGAGCUGGACCUUAAGUUCCAGAACCACACAUGCGGCCUCUGUGGGGACUUCAAUGGCCUGCAGAGCUACUCAGAAUUCUUCACUGAUGGCAUCCACUUCAACCCCACCGAGUUCGGGAACAUGCAGAAGAUCAACAAUCCCGAGGUGGUGUGCCAGGACCCCGAGGAGGAGGCCGUCCCUGCCUCCUGCAGCCAGCACCGCGCCGAGUGCGAGCAGCUGCUGAGCUCUGAGGCCUUCUCGGACUGCCUGGGCCGGGUGCAGCUGGAGCAGUACGUGCAGGCCUGCGUGGAGGACCGCUGUCGCUGCGGGUCGGAUGCCCGGGCAGCCUGCGUCUGCCGCACGGUUGCCGAGUUCUCGCGCCAGUGUUCGCAAGCCGGCGGGCGGCCGCGCAGCUGGAGGAGCGCCUCGCUCUGCCCCAAGAGCUGCCCCGGGAACAUGAUCUACCUGGAGAACGGCUCUCCCUGCGUGGACACUUGCUCGCACCUCGAGAUGAGCAGCCUCUGCGAGGAACACCGUAUGGAUGGCUGCUUCUGCCCAGAAGGCACUGUGUUGGAUGACAUUGCUGGGAGUGGCUGCAUCCCUGUAAGCCAGUGCCACUGCAAGCUGCACGGACGCCUGUACUCGCCAGGCCAGCAGGUCACCACGAACUGUGAGCAGUGCACCUGCAACUCAGGCCGCUGGGUGUGCCAAGACCUGCAGUGUCCCGGGACCUGCGCCCUGGAGGGUGGCUCCCACAUCACCACGUUCGACGGGAAGAAGUUUACCUUCCACGGGGACUGCUACUACAUCCUGGCCAAGGGUGACCACAAUGACUCCUUCGCUGUGCUGGGUGAGCUGGCCUCCUGUGGCUCCACAGACAAGCAGACCUGCCUGAAGACAGUGGUGCUGCUUACAGACAGGAAUAAGAACGUGGUGACCUUCAAGUCAGAUGGGAGUGUGUUCCUGAAUGAGCUGGAGGUCAAGCUGCCCCAUGUGACUGCGACUUUCUCCAUCUUCCGGCCCUCCUCCUACCACAUCAUCGUCCACACCACCUUCGGCCUGCGGUUGCAGGUGCAGCUGUUCCCCAUCAUGCAGCUCUUCGCCACCCUGGACCGGGACGCCCAGGGGCAGGUGCAGGGCCUCUGCGGGAACUUCAAUGGCCUGGAGAGCGAUGACUUCCAGACGGCUGGCGGGCUGGUGGAGGCCACGGGCUCGUGCUUCGCCAACACCUGGAAGGCCCAGUCGAGCUGCCAGGACAAGCUGGACUGGCUGGACGACCCCUGCUCCCUCAGCGUCGAGAACGCCAACUACGCCGAGCACUGGUGCUCAUUACUGAAGAAGAGAGAGAUUCCCUUCAGCAGGUGCCACUCCGCCGUGGACCCCACCGAGUACUACAAGAGGUGCAAGUAUGAUACGUGCAACUGUCAGAACAACGAGGACUGCUUGUGUGCCGCCCUGUCCUCUUACGCCCGAGCCUGCGCUGCCAAGGGCAUCAUGCUGUGGGGCUGGCGGAAGCACAUCUGCAACAAGGACGUGGACUCUUGCCCCAGCUCCCAGAUCUUUCUCUACAACCUGACCACCUGCCAGCAGACCUGCCGUUCCCUCUCGGAGCCUGACAAGCACUGUCUUAAGGGCUUUGCACCCGUAGACGGCUGUGGCUGCCCCGACCACACCUUCCUGGAUGAGAAGGGGCGCUGCGUGCCGCAGGCCAAGUGCUCCUGCUACCACCAUGGCCUCUACCUGGAGGCGGGCGACGUGCUCCUGCAGCAGGACAAGCGAUGCAUCUGCCAGAGUGGGAGGCUGCACUGCAAGCUGAUCAAGCAGAUUGGUGACGACUGCACAGCCCCAAAGAUCUACAUGGACUGCAGCAACCUGACUGCGCUGGCCAUCCGGAAGCCCCACCCCGUCAGCUGCCAGACGCUGGCUGCAGGCUUUUACCAGACGGAUUGCGUCAGUGGCUGCGUGUGCCCCAAUGGGCUGAUCGAUGAUGGCAGAGGUGGCUGUGUGGUGGAGGAGGAGUGUCCUUGUGUCCACAACAAUGACCGGUACUCCCCUGGGCAGAAGAUCAAGGUGGACUGCAAUACCUGCACCUGCCGCAGAGGCCGCUGGGCGUGCACCCAGUCCAAGUGCCACGGCACCUGUGCCAUUUACGGCGGCGGCCACUACAUCACCUUUGAUGGGAAGUACUACAACUUUGAUGGGCACUGCUCCUACGUGGCCGUUCAGGACUAUUGUGGCCAGAACAGCUCUCUGGGUUCCUUCAGCAUUAUCACGGAGAACGUGCCCUGUGGCACCACGGGUGUGACCUGCUCCAAGGCCAUCAAGAUCUUCCUGGGGAGGACAGAGCUGAAGCUGGAAGACAAGCACCGAGCGGUGAUCCAGCGUGACGUGGGGCACCACGUGUCCUACACCACGCGGCCGGUGGGCCAGUACCUCGUGGUGGAGGCCAGCACUGGCAUCAUCGUCAUCUGGGACAAGAAGACCACCAUCUUCAUCAAGCUAGCCCCCUCCUACAAGGGCACCGUGUGCGGCCUGUGCGGGAACUUCGACCACCGCUCCAGCAACGACUUCACCACGCGGGACCACAUGGUGGUGGACAGCGAGCUGGACUUCGGGAACAGCUGGAAGGAGGCCCCCACUUGCACGGACGUGACCACGAUCCCCGAGCCCUGCAGCCUGAACCCGCACCGCCUCUCCUGGGCCGAGAAGGAGUGCAGCAUCAUCAAGAGCAGCGUCUUCCAAGUCUGCCACAGCAAGGUGGACCCCAAGCCCUUCUACGAGGCCUGCGUCCACGACUCCUGCUCCUGUAACACGGGCGGCGACUGCGAGUGCUUCUGCUCGGCCGUGGCCGCCUACGCGCAGGAGUGCACCAAGGAGGCAGCCUGCGUUUUCUGGAGGACGCCCGACCUGUGCCCCAUCUUCUGCGACUUUUACAACCCCCCGCACGAGUGUGAGUGGCACUACGAACCAUGCGGGAACCGCAGCUUCGAGACCUGCAGAACCAUCAACGGCAUCCACUCCAACAUCUCCGUGUCCUACCUGGAGGGUUGCUACCCCCAGUGCCCUAAAGACAGGCCCAUCUAUGAUGAGGAUCUGAAGAAGUGUGUCACCAGCGACAAGUGUGGCUGCUACAUCGAGGACAACCACUACCCACCUGGGGCAUCGGUGCCCACUGAAGACAUCUGCGAGUCUUGUGUGUGCAAUGCCACCUCGGAGGUCGUCUGCUGGUUUGAUGAAGGAAAGAUUGUCAACCAGACCCAGGAUGGUCCUUUCUGCCACUGGGAGAUCUGUGGUCCCAAUGGGACAAUCGUGCAACACUUCAACAUCUGCGAGUCUACCAAGCCACCCUCAACGACCUCCACCACCUCCUCUGUCCCCUCCACCACCACCUUCACCACCACCAUCACUCUGCCGACAACGACCAACAGCACAGGUUCUUCAACGACUCCGAACAUCUGCUGCUUCUGGUCGAACUGGAUCAACGAGAACCACCCAAGCUCUGGCAGUGAUGGCGGAGACCGAGAGACGUUUGAGAGUGUCUGCAGGGACCCCGUGGACAUCGAGUGCAGGUCAGCCACAGAUCCCGACCUCAGCUGGAAGGAGCUGGAGCAGAAGGUUUGGUGUAAUGUCUCUGUCGGGUUCAUUUGCUAUAAUGAAGACCAGUUUGGAAUCGGACCAUUUGGACGCUGCUACGACUAUGAGAUCCGUGUCAAAUGUUGCCUGCCAAUGGACGUUUGUCCAACCACAACAGCCACCUCUACCCCUUCAUCAACCACUCCUACCACUCUUCCAGCUUCAACCGCAACAACCUCCACUACCCCAGAGCCCACCACCACAGUGACAACCACGACCACCACGACCAUCCCCACUCCUUCACCAACGACUCCCACCACUCUGCCAACAUCAACCACAACUCCCCCAACAUCAACCACAACAACCACCCCUACCACAGAGACAACAACCACAGUGACAACCACGACCUCCACGCCCACCUCAGAAUGGACCACCACUGUCACAAUCAUCACAUCAAGCAAGGUACCUACCACAACUCCAUGCUGUAAGUGGACAGGCUGGAUAGAUUCGGGCAAACCGGACUUUAUCAAGCCGGGUGGGGGUGACUUUGAGGCAAUUGAAGGCAUCUGUGGGUCAGGCUGGGCAGAGAAUAUCUCCUGCCGAGCCGUGAUGUUUCCUGACCUCCCACUUGAGAAACUUGGACAGACGGUGGUGUGUAAUAUCUCUGUUGGGCUGGAGUGCAAGAACGAAAACCAAGAGAUAGAAGGGGUUGCCCAUACACCCUUCUGCCUCAAUUACGAGAUCAAUGUUUACUGCUGCUGGGAGGAGUGUAUUUCCACACCAACGCCCACCAUCAGCACCACCACGGAGACGACGACUCCCUCGAUCAUGACAACCACGACCUCCACGACCACCCCCACUCCUUCACCAAUGACUCCCACUACUUUACCAACAUCAACCACAACAACCACCCCUACCCCAGAGUCCACCACCAUGGUGACAACCACGACCAUCCCCACCGCUUCAUCAACCACUCCAACCACUCCCCCAACAUCAACCACAGCAAAGCCCCCUACCCCAACAUCCACCACCACAGUGACAAUCACGACUUCCACGCCCACCCCAGAAUGGCCCACCACUGUCACAAUCAUCACCGCAGAGACCACGACCCCCACCACUACCACCACCACGGAGACACCAACCUCCCCCAUCAGCACCACCACAGAGACCACCACCCUGACACCAACCAUCAGCACCCCCUCAGAAACCAAGAUCCCCACCAUCAGCACCACCACAGAGACCACAACCCCCACUGUCAGCACCAGUACAGGGACCCCAGUACCCCCUAUCAGCACCAGUGUGCCCACGACCUCUGCGACUACCACCAGUAGCACAGAGACCCCUGGAGUCUCCACCUCAUCGCUCAGCACACCCACAGUCAUCCUCACGACCAGCCACCCCAGCGAGAACGUGUGCUGCUAUCUGAAUGGCCAAUUUUUCAUCCCAGGUGAGGUGGUGUACAAUGGCACACACGGGGACCUCUGCUAUUACGCGAACUGCUCCCUGGACUGCACCAUCGAGUUCUUCAACUGGUCCUGCCCGUCCACGCCCUUGCCGUCCAGCACAUUCUCCACGUCAACACCUCCCUCCACAACACCAUCCACCCCCCUGCCGACCACCAAGCCCACUGGAUGCCCUCACUUUAAUCCUCCCCGACAGGAGAAUGAGACCUGGCACCUCUGUGAGUGCUACAUGGCCACCUGCAAACAUGACAACACGGUGGAGAUUGUGAAGGUGGAGUGCAAGCCCCCACCCAUGCCCACCUGCACCAAUGGCCUCCGGCCUGUGAAAGUGAUGGAUCCUGACGGCUGCUGUUGGCACUGGGAGUGUGACUGCUAUUGUACGGGCUGGGGGGACCCGCACUACGUCACCUUCGAUGGGCUCUACUACAGCUACCAGGGCAACUGCACGUACGUACUGGUGGAACAGAUCGCCCCCACGGUGGACAACUUCGGGGUCUACAUUGACAACUACCACUGUGACGUCAACGACAAGGUCUCCUGUCCCCGCACCAUCAUCGUGCGCCACGAGUCACAGGAGGUGCUGCUGAAGACAGUGCAGAUGGCACCCAUGAAGGUGGAGGUGCAGGUCAACAAGCUGGUAGUGGCGCUGCCCUACAAGAAGUAUGGGCUGCAGGUGUAUGAGUUGGGCAUCAACUACGUGGUGGACAUCCCCGAGCUGGGUGCUGUCAUCUCCUACAACGGCCUCUCCUUCUCCAUCAAGCUGCCCUACAGCCUGUUUGGCAACAACACCAAGGGCCAGUGUGGCACAUGCACCAACAACACUGCGGAUGACUGCGUGCGGCCCAGUGGGGAGGUCAUCUCCAGCUGCGAGAUUUCGGCCGACGACUGGGUGGUGAACGACCCCUCCAAGCCACACUGCCCCCACACUGAGGUCACCACCAAGAGCCCAACUGUCACCCCGCCAAGGAACACAACCUCCUGUGUCCCGUCCCCUCUCUGCGAGCUGCUCAAAGACAGCCUGUUCACCAAGUGCCACGCCCUGGCGCCCGUACAGCACUACUACGACGCCUGCGUGUAUGACAGCUGCUUCGUGCCGGGCGAAGGCUUGGAGUGCGCCAGCCUGCAGACCUACGCGGCCCUCUGUGCACAGGAGGGCAUCUGCGUGGACUGGCGCCCCCGCACCAACGGGGCCUGCGCGGUGACCUGCCCUUCUCACCGGGAGUACCAGGCCUGCGGGCCUGCGGAAGAGCCUACCUGCAAGUCCAGCCCCCAGCGGCAGAACGCCACGGGCCUGGUGGAAGGCUGCUUCUGUCCCAAGGGUACCACGAACUACGCCCCGGGCUUCGACGUCUGCGUGAAGUUCUGCGGUUGUGUGGGACCCGACAACGUGCCUAGAGCCUUUGGGGAGCACUUUCAGUUCGACUGCAAAGACUGUCUCUGCCUGGAGGGCGGGAGAGACAUCAUCUGCCAGCCCAAGAAGUGCAGCGUGCAGCCGGCCAUCUGGUGUCAGGAGGACGGCACCUACCCCUUCACAGAGGUCAACCCGGCUGACACCUGCUGUAACAUCACCGCCUGCAAGUGCAACACCAGCCUGUGUCUGGAGAAGCCCCCUAAGUGUGAACUGGGAUUUGAGCUGAAGAGCAAGACAGUCCCCGAGAGGUGCUGCCCCCUCUACUCAUGUGAGCCCAAGGGCGUGUGUGUUGUCAAAAAUGCUGAGUACCAGCCCGGCUCCCCAGUUUACUCCAGCAAGUGCGAGAACUGCGUCUGCACCCACACCAUGGACAACGAGACCCAGCUCCACGUCAUCUCUUGCACCCACGUGCCCUGUAAAACCGACUGCGACCCCGGCUACGAGCUCGUGGAGGACCCCGGCGAGUGUUGCAAGAAGUGUGAGCAGACCCACUGCAUCAUCCAGCAGCCGGACAGCCCGGUCCUCAUCCUGAAGCCUGGGCAAUUUAAGCACAGCCCCAGCAACAACUGCACCUUCUUCAGCUGCGCGAAAAUCCACAACCAGCUCAUCUCGUCUGUCAGCAACAUCACCUGUCCCAGCUUCGACCCCAGUGACUGCCUCCAGGGCUCCAUCACACUCAUGCCCAAUGGCUGCUGUAAGAAAUGCACCCUUCGCAAUGAGACCAGGACUUCCUGCUCCACCAUCCCAAUUAUGAGGGAGAUCACACACGCGGGCUGCACCAAGAGCGUCCACAUGAAUUACUGCUCAGGGUCCUGCGGGACCUUCGCCAUAUACUCGGCUGAGGCUCAGUCCCUGGACCACAAAUGCUCCUGCUGUAAGGAAGAGCGGACCAGCCAGCGUGAGGUGGUGCUGGACUGCCCCGACGGUGGCACACUGCGAUACAAUUACACCCACAUCGAGAGCUGCCUGUGCCAGGGCUCCACCUGUGGGCUCCCGCUCACCCAGCCCGGCGCCUUCAGCCGUGGCCGGCGCUCCAACCCCUGGCGUCCCAGGAGACCAUGA
This is a messenger RNA of Trichechus manatus latirostris (Florida manatee), 7908 nucleotides long. RefSeq names its product mucin 2, oligomeric mucus/gel-forming (gene MUC2). Gene Ontology annotation, cellular component: extracellular matrix. Gene Ontology annotation, molecular function: protein binding. The coding region runs from base 1 to 7908 and encodes 2635 amino acids. The record is from RefSeq and is a predicted model, not a curated record. The transcript has 48 exons. NCBI's taxonomy places the organism in Eukaryota, Metazoa, Chordata, Mammalia, Sirenia, Trichechidae.